AAAUUGGCUGCUCGAGGGCAGCUGCUGCAGCUGCGAGCGCCCGAGCAUCCUCCAGGCAGCGGAGCAGCUUCCUCAGCCCUGCUGGGGAGCGCUCCUCUUCCCGCACCAGCGCUGCCAGGUACCGCCGCUGUUAUUGACAGAGACGUGCACGCACAUGCACACCCACAAGCAGCUUAUUCUCGUGUCAAUUUACUCCCCUGUAAGUGCUGCCUAGCUACCGGCACGGCGGAGACAUCUCCUUCCUCCCUCCCUGCCAGCCGGCUGCCUGCCAGCGCCCGGGCAGGCUCCAGUCCCCCAGACCCACGGGAGCUGAGCAGGAGCACGGGGGAGCAGGAGUUGCUUUGUUUCUGCUGACUUGGCAUUCCCUGCUUCCACUCUGGAGGAGAUGGGCCGCAAGGAAGAGGACGACAGCAGUUCCUGGAAGAAACAGACGAGCAAUAUCCGAAAAACUUUCAUUUUCAUGGAGGCCCUGGGAUCAGGUGCCUUUUCAGAAGUUUUCCUAGUGAAACAAAGAAGCACUGGCAAGCUCUUUGCUCUGAAAUGCAUCAAGAAGUCUCCUCUCACAAGGGACAGCAGCUUGGAGAAUGAAAUAGCAGUGUUGAAAAAAAUAAAGCAUGAGAACAUCGUGACUUUGGAAGAUAUCUACGAGAGCACAACCCACUUCUACCUGGUCAUGCAGCUGGUGUCUGGCGGAGAGUUGUUUGACCGGAUCUUGGAGCGAGGGGUUUACACCGAGAAAGACGCGAGCAUCGUGAUCCACCAGGUGCUGACAGCAGUGAAGUACCUCCAUGAAAAUGGAAUAGUUCACCGCGACUUAAAGCCUGAAAACCUUCUUUACCUUACUCCUGAAGAGAACUCCAAAAUCAUGAUCACAGACUUCGGCUUGUCUAAAAUGGAGCAGAAUGGCAUCAUGUCCACUGCCUGCGGGACUCCGGGAUAUGUUGCCCCUGAAGUCCUCGCCCAGAAACCAUACAGCAAAGCCGUGGACUGCUGGUCCAUUGGAGUCAUCACCUACAUCCUGCUCUGUGGGUACCCUCCUUUCUACGAAGAGACCGAAUCCAAACUGUUUGAAAAGAUUAAGGAAGGCUACUACGAGUUUGAGUCUCCGUUCUGGGAUGACAUCUCCCAAACAGCCAAAGAUUUCAUCAGGCACCUGCUGGAGAAGGACCCGAACAAGAGGUUUACCUGCGAAGAAGCCCUGCGGCACCCAUGGAUUAAUGGAAAUACAGCCCUUCACCGUGACAUAUACCCAUCUGUCAGCGCUCAGAUUCAGAAAAACUUUGCAAAGAGCAAAUGGAGGCAAGCCUUCAACGCUGCAGUCGUGGUGCACCACAUGAAGAAGCUCCACAUGAACGGCCACGCCGCGGCUGGAAGCACCCUCCCCGUUAUACAAGUUUCAGAAGCAUCCAGACCCAGCACGCCCAGCACCACCCAGCCUCCAACACCAAACAAUGACAAGGACACAUCGCUCCCUCUGGUCCCUGCACGAGCCUGUCCCAACCCUCCUGCUCUGCUGGAGCAAGACACAGGAACAAGAGAGGGAAAACUGCAAAACCCCCCAGUGAACGGAUCGCUGCCUGCGGGCAGCAGCUCAGUCUCACCAGACAACCAGAGCCCACCAGCCAGAACUUGUGGCUGCAGCCCAGCCUGCAUGGGGCACGAGAAAGCAAAGGCGUCCUUCUGCUCUGAGACGGUGCUCCUUAAAAGACCUGGAAAAUCCCAUCAUUUCAAAUCAGAAGUUCUUGUUCCAAUGAAAAACAGUAAGCACUCCUCUCACUGUGGGACUGGGCAGACUGGAGUUUGUUUGAUUAUGUGAUGAGGACGGCAGCCACCAGGCUCCCCCAUCGCCAGCGAAACAGAAGGGCUGUUUUACUCUUUUCUGCACUUCAAAGCCAGACAUCAGCAGUGCAAGCAAGAAGAAAGGAGGCUGCGUCCCGCCAGCAGCGGACGGGCAGCAGCAUCUCGGAGAGCAGCGACCAACGGGUGACGAGCGGCACAUUAGUCCUGGGAAUCCAUCAGUGCAGUGACCUCGGCGUGUUUCUGGAUCGUUAAAGCUGGGACAAGGCACUUUAGCAAGGGAAAGUCUGAGGCUGCUGCUAGCAUAUUCAGUGUAUAUUAUCCAUACUACAUUGCUCGAUGCUGUAAAGCUUUUGUUUUCUGUAUACUGUUUAGUUGUCCAAUGCAUAAGUGCACUGCACAGCACAGCAUAAAUCCUAUAAACCAAA
Anas platyrhynchos (mallard) is the source of this 2225-nucleotide messenger RNA. The record is from RefSeq and is a predicted model, not a curated record. Lineage: Eukaryota; Metazoa; Chordata; Aves; Anseriformes; Anatidae.